Molecule: messenger RNA, 564 nt
Organism: Dictyostelium purpureum
Lineage: Eukaryota; Evosea; Eumycetozoa; Dictyosteliales; Dictyosteliaceae
Exons: 3
Coding region: 1-564 (187 amino acids)
Source: RefSeq, a predicted model, not a curated record
AUGGCCUACCCGAAAUCUUCAGUAUUAGGUUCUGAAGCAUCAUCAAAACAGGAUUUUAGCAAUCAAUCAAAUAAUUCAAAAAAACAAUCAAGUAUAUAUUUAAAUAUCGAAUUAAAUAAAUUUAAUAAUAGAGCACAAUAUUUAAAUACUCCAAUUUUAGUCAUCUAUAUAAAAAAAAUAAUAGGUGCUGCUGCAGGUGGUGCUACUGUGGGUGGCACAGGUGGAAAAGGUGGUACAGGUGGCACAUCAACAAGUGGAUCAACCAGCAUAUCAACAGGUAUAAUAGCAGGUAACUCUUCAAGAGGUUCAUCAGAUAGCAGAUCAUCAUCAGCUAGUGGUUCAUCAGAUAGCAGUUCAUCAGAUAGCAUUCAAGAUAAAUUCAAUAAACAAUUUUUCAACACUGGUCAUGAUACUUCAGUUGGUAUAUCAGAAGUUUCACUGAGUUCUCGUACUGAUAUAGGUGAUCCAUCAGCAUUGGUUUCUAAGCAAACUGAUGAAUGCGAAGAGAAAGCAGAACAAAUAAAUCCAUUAAAAGCGGUAGCAUCAAACUCAUCAAAAAUCUAA